Periconia digitata is the source of this 547-nucleotide messenger RNA. The record is from the annotation of a GenBank genome assembly. NCBI's taxonomy places the organism in Eukaryota, Fungi, Ascomycota, Dothideomycetes, Pleosporales, Periconiaceae.
UCUACGUUGACGUCUUUGCUCUCUUGUCAUGGGGACCGGAUAUUCCGAGGGUGAAUCUACCGGUAGGUACUAGCUAUACUCCUCCUCGUCAACUGCGGGAAGCUGUUAGGCUAAUUAUGCCUAUCGCCCAUGUACCUUGCUCUGCCAUGAAAGUGGUGUGGGGAUGAAACUGUUUGGCGUGCUGGCAUAUCAACGCUCGUAGAUACGCCCCCAAGAUAAAGCUUCAUCAGAUAUGUAUCUUUAUAAUUGUAGCCCAUUGCUAUUGUCUACGACGCUUGUUUGGAUAAUAGCUCUUCCCGUUGUUGUCCAACUCAAAGAAAACUAUGGAAGGAUAAUGCGGAAAGUAGGGUGGGGUAUCUCAAAUAACAAAACUCCUGUAGAGGGUGAACCUGCGGCGCGGACAAGCUCGGAAAACCUCAAAAACGCCGACCCAUCAACCGUGUCUAAUCCCCUACCUAUGAAGCCUUUAUUGCUGGUCGUUUUUGCUCAAGCGGAAUGUCCCUCUCUUGGGAUAAUAUCGUCGACCUGGUUUAGCACUAAAUCGUAG